Lepidothrix coronata (blue-crowned manakin) is the source of this 1390-nucleotide messenger RNA. It is a transcript of the gene TMBIM4, whose product is annotated as transmembrane BAX inhibitor motif containing 4. Gene Ontology annotation, biological process: negative regulation of apoptotic process. The record is from RefSeq and is a predicted model, not a curated record. The transcript has 7 exons. The coding region runs from base 27 to 740 and encodes 237 amino acids. NCBI's taxonomy places the organism in Eukaryota, Metazoa, Chordata, Aves, Passeriformes, Pipridae. Gene Ontology annotation, cellular component: membrane.
GCCUCCCGGAAGCGGCGCGGGCGGCGAUGGCGGCGGAGCAGCGGUAUCCGCGGGGCUCCAUCGAGGAUGACUUCAACUACGGCAACAGCGUGGCCGCGGCCAGCCUCCACAUCCGCAUGGCUUUUCUACGGAAAGUCUACAGCAUUCUUUCCAUUCAAGUUCUAUUGACCACAGUCACAUCUGCAAUUUUUCUGUAUUCUGCAGGAGUGCAGGCAUUUGUUCAUGAAAGGCCUGCCUUGCUUUUGAUAUCUGGAUUUGGAUCUUUGGCUAUAAUUGUGGCACUAACCCUCUACAGACACCAGCACCCUCUUAAUUUAUACCUGCUGUUUGGAUUUACGCUGCUGGAAGCACUGACAGUUGCCACUACAGUUAGUUUCUACGAUGUCUCCAUCAUCUUGCAAGCCUUUAUUCUUACUACUGCUGUAUUUCUUGGGUUGACUGCUUAUACUUUGCAGUCAAAGAGAGACUUCAGCAAGUUUGGAGCAGGACUCUUUGCUUGUUUGUGGAUUUUAAUCCUCUCAGGUUUCUUGAGGCUGUUUUUCUAUAGUGAGACAAUAGAGUUGGUGUUUGCUGCUGCUGGAGCUCUUCUGUUCUGUGGAUUUAUUAUUUAUGACACUCACUUGCUGAUGCACAAAUUGUCCCCUGAAGAGUACAUACUGGCUGCAAUCAACCUCUACUUGGACAUCAUCAAUCUGUUCUUACACCUGCUGCGUUUACUGGAAACAUUUAAUAAAAAAUAGCCAAAAGUGGUGUGGUUUAACUAUAGUGCAAUUUGGAUGAUCUGCACACUCAGUAGUUCUGUCUUCUAGAGACUGAAUCUAUAUUAUUUUUUCAUUCCAUGAAUACUAAUCCCUCCUUGGGGGGGAAAAAAAAGUCUUUUUAUGUAGCUACAGUUCUUUUCUAGAUCAUGUAUUUUAUGCAGUUAACAUGCUGUCAUCAUUACAGUCACUUUUUUAAUCUCUUAAUUUGCACUUGACAUAAUUAAUGAUGAAAAAGUUUGCCAACUUCUUAUUGCUCCAGAGUAAGCUACAGCUGUUCUGUAGCUGCUGGAAAUGUUUCCUUUGGGAUUGAUCAUAAAUGUGUGUAUCACAUAAGGGUAGGCUGAGCUUACCAUUGUGCUAAGCUCAAUAUUACUAAGCUAAAUAUUUUUCUAGUUUUUGGUUUUGUUAUUUGUUUUGUUUAGUUUUUGUUAUCUGUCCCUGACAGAUACUCUGUUCUUGUUAAGGGCUGUCACUAUGGAGCUGUGAGGGUGUUAAGAAUGUUCUUAAUUUUAGUAUUAUUUAUGGCCUAUCUUUCAGUGUCCUGAAAAAUCAUUUGGAGAUAGAUUCUGGGAUUUUAUCAACUUCUGUAUGUUAAGGUUAAUUGUGUCAAUAAAAAUUGGAAAACCUUU